AUGGCUGAAGCACUUAGUAUGUUCAACAGUAGUGAGGACGAAAGCGAUUUUGAGGGGUUUUUAAUCGACGAAACGGUUGAAGAAACAUGGCCUAUCGCAGUGGGAACAUCGGCGGUUUCGUGGAGAGACAUAGCGGGCGAUUCAGACUUUCACGGUUUUUCUGACAUCGAAGUUCAAGAACUCGACAGCGAUAGUGUGAGCGAAAGUGGAAGCUAG
Paramuricea clavata is the source of this 216-nucleotide messenger RNA. The record is from the annotation of a GenBank genome assembly. Lineage: Eukaryota; Metazoa; Cnidaria; Anthozoa; Malacalcyonacea; Plexauridae.